Messenger RNA from Tuber aestivum (summer truffle), 990 nucleotides. Lineage: Eukaryota; Fungi; Ascomycota; Pezizomycetes; Pezizales; Tuberaceae. The record is from the annotation of a GenBank genome assembly.
GUACGGUACUAUAUCCGGACAUAAACCCCCGCUGUAUGAUAUACUGUAUUGUACGUACAGUACAGCGGGGAGGAAGUAUCAUAUGCCUUUUUUCCCCGGACUAUGAUAUAUUGCGAGUACUGUACUUGCACAAGUACUUUCAUCCAUAUCAAUCAACCAAAUUACGGAGAAUAUACAAUUGCCAUAAUAAAUCGGCCAAUCCCCACCACCACCACCACCACCACCACCACCUCAUCCCUCCCGGAUUUAGGAUAUCACCGCCCCGUCCUCCCGCUAUUUUUUAUUCUUUUCCCCUCCCUUUUUGCAUUGGUUCGCCUUACCAACAGCACUUCCAUACCGCGGCGGCGACGACGACGGCGCGCACGGGCGCUAAACAACUCAGCUCUUUUCCCAACCCCCCACGGGGAUCCAACCUGGCGUGGCGUGGCAUUUGGGUACGCGUCCAAGCUAAGGAAGUGAACUUCUCAAAUUGACUGGGUAUCAUAACUGGUUGGAGAUUCGAGGGGGGGGGGGGGGACGGGAUGAUUGUUUCGUUUACCCCACCGGCUGGGCGUGUCCCUAACCAUCAGAGCUAGCGUCAACAUCACAUCGCCGCUGCUGUGACGUUGAUGCCGCUGUGGGGGCUGCUGGCUGCUGGUUGUGGGGGAAAAGAGGGGUUUUCGCACGGGCGCUGUACAGUACUGUAGAUGGGUGAUGGUAAUGGCGACGGUGAUGGUGAUGACGAUGGGGUGGGGAUGCGGUGGCUAUGAUUCAUAGCAUCUGGUUUUCAUUCAUCCGUGGAUCGCGGUGAAGGCUUCGUUUUGAUGAGAGUAGUGGUGGGAUUUGAUGUACGGGGUUGCUGGGUAGAUUUGAGAUCUAAGAUAUAUAUUGUUAUGGUGUGACGUUGUGCUCGUGACUUUGGAGGAGUGGGUUGGUGCGGUCAUGGGGUAUCACCCGCGCUCUGAGUUGAUAUGAUCCUCUGCUAUGAUACAAAGUAGCGCGGUUGUAUGA